AUGGCAGCUCGGGAUGUUUAUGUUUGUUCUCUCCAAUAUCGUCGGGAGCACGAUCCAGAUCACGACCCUACCUCUCCCGGUCCUUUCCACUCUCCAGGCGGUAUCUCCCAGGAUUCCAUGAAAUAUGCUCGUGGGCAAGAAGCUUACAAACUACAGGCAGGGCUUGUCUUCAACACGAUCUUUGCAACGUUGAUACUGGGAGAGCCAUUCACUCGUUACUCUUUCGGCGGCACCGUUCUCGUAUGCGUCGGGGCAGUAUUGAUUGCAAUAUUUGGAGCUAUCGGCGAACCGGCGCAUACUCUGGACCAGCUUCUUGAACUUCUGAGUCGCCCACCGUUCCUUCGAUGGAUAGCGGGAACUGCUGUGAUUGUCGUGGUGACACUCCUCGGCGCCCGUUUGCUGAAAAACGUCUCAACCCCUGGCAGGACCAGUGGCUGGACUCUUUUGAAGCUCUCAAGAUCGCACUCUCCGUAUCACCAUCAUCACCACCACAGCCCACGUUUGAAGACGCUUCGAGGAGUCCUCUUUGGCGCUGUGAGUGGAAUACUUUCUGCGCAUUCACUUCUUGUAGCGAAAACGGCAGUUGAGCUGCUCGUUCGCACCAUUCUCGAUCGAGUGAACCAAUUUAAUCGGUGGCAGUCGUGGAUUAUCCUCCUCGGCCUGGUAGUACUCGCCCUUACCCAGUUAUACUACAUGCACCGCGGCCUCAAGCUCUGUAGCACCAGCAUCCUUUACCCAUUCGUAUUUUGCGUCUAUAACAUUAUCGCCAUUCUGGAUGGAUUGAUAUAUUUCCACCAAGCAUCACGAUUGUCAGGAUUGCAUGCCGGGCUUAUAGCGUUGGGGACGGUCAUUUUGCUCUCGGGUGUUCUUUGUCUCUCGUGGAGAUUGGAAGAAGUCACGACGCAGCCAGAGGCUGGCCCUGCAGCCGCCGCCCUAGUUCCAGGACUCGGCAUUUUGGAAGAACAAGCCACUUCUCCUACAUACACUGAUUUUAUCUACCCAUCCGACGAAGAAUCAUAUCCUGCGGAGCGACAGCCACUACUAUUACAUUCACCGACCCAACAAACCACCCCGUCGCGCCGUUACACGCCCACCUUUUCUCGAAUAUCACCUCAACAGCGGCACAGCAUCAAUAUAACCAACGAAGCAGCCCAGAUAUGGGCCGAACUCCACGACGAGAGCAACAACAUCACCACGCAAGAACAGGACCGCGUCCCAACAUCUCCAACUCCCUUCCACCGUCACCGACAUUCUCAUCACAAAAGCCAACGCAGCAAGAGCAGCGCUGCGCCCUUUCCGCCCAAUGACAUCAGCACACCUCAACCAUCGUCCCCCGUCACCGGAAGAGAGAGAUCCAUAAAGUGGAAAAGCAUAUUCAAAGCAAGUCCAAGCAGUCGCUCCCGCCAACAUCGCAACGGCAACAUGUGGCGUCGUGCAUCCACUCCUGUGGUGGCAGAAGAGAACCACGAGGGUCGGAGGACGAUCAUACAGAGAGAUGUAAGUGCGAAUGCGAGGACGACGGCUCGCACGGAUAUACCAAAUGGAUCUCCGGAGGCGAUACGAGCUUCUCUGGACGAGACACAACAAACCGAGCACGACGAUGGGGAGGAAGUUAUGUCCAAGGAAACGUGGUUUGGUCGGCUAUUUCGUCGGCGCCGAUAA
Molecule: messenger RNA, 1662 nt
Organism: Coccidioides posadasii C735 delta SOWgp
Lineage: Eukaryota; Fungi; Ascomycota; Eurotiomycetes; Onygenales; Onygenaceae
Source: RefSeq, a predicted model, not a curated record